Molecule: messenger RNA, 1388 nt
Organism: Oncorhynchus masou masou (cherry salmon)
Lineage: Eukaryota; Metazoa; Chordata; Actinopteri; Salmoniformes; Salmonidae
Product: stonustoxin subunit beta-like
Exons: 4
Biological process (GO): intracellular signal transduction
Molecular function (GO): protein binding
Source: RefSeq, a predicted model, not a curated record
GCUGUCAGGCUGUCUAGUCACAGAGGAAGGCUGUGCUUCUCUGGUCUCAGCUCUGAGGUCAAACUCCUCACACCUGAGAGAGCUGGAUCUGAGUAACAAUGACCUGAAGGAUUCAGGAGUGGAGCUGCUCUCUGCUGGACUGAGGAAUCCCCACUGUAAACUGGAGACUCUGAGGCUGUCAGGCUGUCUAGUCACAGAGGAAGGCUGUUGUUCUCUGGUCUCAGCUCUGAGGUCAAACCCCUCACACCUGAGAGAGCUGGAUCUGAGCUACAAUCACCCAGGAUACUCAGGAGUCAGACUGCUCUCUGCUGGACUGGAGGAUCCACACUGCAGACUGGAGAAACUCAAUGUGGAACAUGGUGGAGAGUACACAAUGAAACCUGGGCUUAGAAAAUAUGCCUGUGAUCUCACACUGGACCCAAACACAGCACACAGACUCCUCUCUCUGUCUGAGGAGAACAGAAAGGUGACAUGUGGGAAGAAGAAGCAGCCGUAUCCUGAUCACCCAGAGAGAUUUGAGGUCUGCAGACAGGUGCUGUGUAGAGACGGUCUGACUGGGCGCUGUUACUGGGAGGUAGAGUGGAGUGGGGGAUGGCCUGUUAUAGGAGUGACAUAUAAAGGAAUCAACAGGAGAGGAGAGGGUAAGGACUGUGGACUCGGAUGGAAUGACAAGUCCUGGAGUCUGUUCUGCUCUGACAACAGUUACACUGCCAGGCACAAUUAUAAUACCACUCUCAUAGACGUCCCUUCCUCCAGCUCCCACAGAGUAGGAGUGUAUCUGGACUGGUCAGCCGGCACUCUGUCCUUCUACAAAGUCUCCUCUGACACACUGACCCACCUGAACACAUUCUACACCACAUUCACUGAGCCCCUCUAUCCAGGGUUUUGGGUUUAUGAUGACUCUUCAGUGUCCCUAAUCAAACACAACACGCUAUUUUAAUAAAAUAUGAAAUAAGAAUAUAAAUGUAUUAAUAUAUAACUCUGUCCUCACACACACUGGAAACACACACACACACACCCACACACCCACAAUGGACACACACACAUAGACACACACCCACAAUGGACACACACAAACUGGACACACACACACACACAAACUGAACACACACGCAAACACACUGGACACACACGCACUGGACACACACACACAGGACACACACACACAGGAAGCACACACACACACUGGACACCCACACACACACACAAACUGGACACACACACACACACACAAACUGAACACACACGCAAACACACUGGACACACACGCACAUUGGCCACACACACACAGGACACACACACACACACACACACAGGAAGCACACACACACACAGGACACCCACACACAGUACACACACACACACAAACUGGACACACACGCACACAC